This is a messenger RNA of Diorhabda carinulata, 749 nucleotides long. RefSeq names its product enhancer of split malpha protein-like. The record is from RefSeq and is a predicted model, not a curated record. NCBI's taxonomy places the organism in Eukaryota, Metazoa, Arthropoda, Insecta, Coleoptera, Chrysomelidae. Gene Ontology annotation, biological process: sensory organ development; Notch signaling pathway. The coding region runs from base 1 to 480 and encodes 159 amino acids. The transcript has a single exon.
AUGAGUUUCUACGAUAACGAAAUCUUCAAUAAUUCCGUCAACGACAACAAAGUCAACGACAAAAAAUCCAAAUCGACGCUACAUCAAAUCAAGAAAUUGAUCAAGUGCGUCUUGAAGACAAACAACUUGAAGAAAAACACGUACGCGAAAAAUCCGCGGCCGAAUUGUUGUUUCGACGAAGAGAUCGCCGAUAAUUUGGCGAACGAGAUUUUGGAAAACGAGAUUUUCGAAGAUAUCGAUAGUUGCGAAGAAUACGCCGCCGUGGAGGUGUACGAAGACGGGGAAACUAAUUUACUGCCUGUCGUUCGAGGUCAGAGAUAUAUUCCCGUACAUUUCGUCAGAACGGACGCCGGGACUUUCUUCUGGACGUCGAUCGCUACGCCAGACGCCGAUAUCUGCUGCCGAGGGGAUAAGAACGCCAUCUGCAAUUACCAGGUACCUCAAAGGCAAGUACCUUGCGACAGAUGGGCCCAAGCCUGAUCGCUCGACGUUUUUCCGGAAAAUGGUUCUGUCUGUGAUGUCCCAGUGCCUUUUGAAAGACUUAUUUGUGAUGGUAUUUGCUCAAUUUUACGACUGAUGUCGAAUGUGAUAUAAUUUUUUCCUUUUUUUUUUUAAACAGAUUCUAUAAUUGUGAUAAAAGCUUUAAUUUUUUUUUGUAUCUUUGUAUAAUCAUGUCUUCCAUUUUUAUGUAAUAAAUAAAUUUAUUUUAAGAUUAUUUGUUUCGUUUUUUUUUUUUAUUUAUAAUUCAA